AUCUCUAAAGAAACCAAGCAUCUAGUGCGAGUCAUACAUGGAGCGAAUGAUGACAAUGCUUAUUCCCCACGCAAAGGUUUUUGUUACGAUGGGUUGUAUGUUGUUGAUGAGGCCAAGAUGAUGGACGGAAAGAAAGGCUUUAAGAUGUGCACCUUCACGCUGAAACAAAUUGAAGAGGAAGGCCAGAAGCCGAUACCAAUAAGGCACAUCCUCACCAGUGGCAAACUGGCAAAGAUG
Suillus bovinus is the source of this 237-nucleotide messenger RNA. RefSeq lists its product as uncharacterized. Lineage: Eukaryota; Fungi; Basidiomycota; Agaricomycetes; Boletales; Suillaceae. The annotation marks the transcript as partial. The record is from RefSeq and is a predicted model, not a curated record. The transcript has 4 exons.